AUGGCUCUUAAGCUUGGAAAAUGCAGGCUUUGCCUCAAACUUGGGGAUUUCUACUCAAUCUUUGCCGUCGAUAAUAAUUUGCAACUCGCCGAAAUGGUCAUGGAAUGUGCACGGGUUAAAAUACAAGAAGGGGAUGGUCUUACAGAUAAAAUAUGUGGAGAGUGCGUACAAAAAUUGAGCAGUGCGCAUAUAUUUAAGCAACAAUGUGAAAGAUCGGACCAAGAAUUACGAAGAAAUUAUGUUCCACCGCCAGGUUUUAUUUCAUCAACACCACCGCCAAUUAACAGGCAGAGCAGUGACUCAGCUUUCUCUAAUCACACGGAUACUUCUAAACUAUCUUCAGCCGGCGAAAGUAAAGUUAAGCCGAUCAGUAGAAUUCGUAAAAGAAGUAGGGAUAGCAUCGAUAAUGCAUCCAGUAGCAGUAUCUCCCAUGAAUACCAUCCUGUUACUUCUAAGAGAGUUGAAGAACUACGAAAGUCUAAAAAAAUUAGAAAAAUUCAGGACAAUGAUGACUCUGAUUUCGAAGAUAACACUACCUCUUUCUUCUUUGGUGGAACAGACUCUGAUGAACCUCUUGAGUUUAAGUGUGACAUCUGUUCUAAAUCGUUUAAAACCUAUCUUAGCAUGAUUUCUCAUAAAAAAUGUCACAGUCGUAGGGAUAGGCAAUCGGCUAUGGCGGCAUCCUCAACUACGGCUGUGAAACCAACUCCUGAAAUUGUAACUCAGAUAGCUGAUGUCAAGGAUGAAGACAAAUCUAAGUGUGAGAUCUGUGGAAAAACAUUUAAAUUAAAAAUUAUGUUAAAGCGGCACUAUGAAGUUUGUGGUAAACUUAUUGAUAAAGAACUUAAGAUAUCGUUAGAACCAAUAGACGCGGCCCCCAAUGAAAGUAAACUUAAUUGCGAAACGUGUUUAGCUCCGUUUAAAACUAUAGACAAUUUAAGAAAACACAUGAGAGUUGUGCAUGCUGCAGUUCUUAAAAUGGAAGAACCUCAGUCAGUGGAGAAUAACAAAAUAGCCGUACCAUGCUUCUAUUGUCAAAAACCAUUUGAAGAUUUUUAUACCCAUUCUGCUCAUUUUAAAGUUUGUCCAAACAGAGAUGAUACUCUUACUUUUGUCUGUACGGUAUGUAAAGCCAAACAAAUCCCCAAUUCCAAAAGCAUACACGUGCCGCUUUUGCAAAAAAAUUUGCCAAAUCAGGAAUCCCUGAUAAAACACCUUGCUGCGCACAUGUCUCGUGUUGAAGAACCCGAUGAUGGUGGCGAUGAAGAGUCUAGGAGUACCUUGGAGGAUUCUGCUUCUUUACACUCAGAGUAUAAUAACUCUUCAAUAAUGACUGGUCCAUUCAAAUGUACAACGUGCGAUAAAGGCUUCAAGUAUAAAAAGGCUUUAGACACACACCAGAUAGUAAAACACUCAAAUGUAAGUGUUAAAGUUGAACCCCCAGAUAUAUCCUCAGAUCUGCUGAGUGAAACAUUGAACGAUCAUAAUGUUAAUCAAUCCGAUUCUGAGUCCAGCAAUGGUGAAGGCGAUGACAACACGUGUGACAUCUGUGAGAAACAGUUCUCCUACAAGCGCUUACUCAUUAAUCACAAGCGAACGAAACACAACAUGAGCUCGGGAACAAAGAGAGCAAAGGUCAGCUUAAAGCAAUGUCUAGUGCGCUGUUUAAUAUGUGACAUUGAGAUGAAAGUUGAAGCUAUAAACGACCAUAACGUGAAGCACAUAUCCACAGGUGUAAAACCUCGCAAUCUUUACACUUGCGUGGAUUGCCCGGACCAGCAGUUUAAAAGCUGCAGUGCCCUAGCUACUCACAUCAAAAUGGUGCAUAGAUUGAAUCAACCGGCAACUAAACCGAAAACAAACAUUCCUGUAGAUCCUCCGGAUAUGGCGGAUUUUUGUGAAGUCGUUGUGACAAAGGCGGAACCCCUGGACAGUGUCCAGAGUCACAACGACUUUGGGGAAGGCUCCGCCUAUGCGACUGUUGAUGGAUUUACAUGUCCCACCUGCAGCAAAGUAAUGCCGACACUCAUCUCCCUAAAGAGACAUAUGAACUGGCACACAAACGUCGGAAAUAAUAUUGAAAAGAAGUUGGAGUGUUUUGUAUGCCAAGAGACAUUUAGAUUCCAGUGCCAUUACAAAAUUCAUAUGAAAGAACAUUAUAACGACCCAAACCUUGAUCCUAAACACUUGACUUGCCCCAUUUGUAAUAGGAAAAGCAAGCAUCUUCGUGCUGCGCAAGCGCAUAUGAAUUACCAUAAACAGACUCGAUUUAAGACCAAAGACUAUGAGUGUUCCAUUUGUAAGAAAGUCUUUCAAACUAGAAGAGUCUACCUGACUCAUAUGGCUAUCCACUUCAAACGAGGGGAAUCGGCAAACAACACAGUAAUCGGAUCUGUAAUACCCACCACUGCUGAUAAGACUGCCUUCGAUGGAACCCAUACUUGCAAAAUAUGCAAUAAAGUAUGCGAAUCUGAAGCAUCGCUUAAAUGCCACAUGAGCUGGCAUAAUUCUAAAACUUUACUGUAUGGUGCACGUCACGAGUGCGAUAUAUGUCACUUACAAUUCACCAACAAAGUUCGGCUCAAAGUCCAUGAGCGCUCUCACUUCGAAGACGAAAAUGGUCCCUAUAAGUGUCAUAUUUGCGGAAAAGGUUUUAUUGCGGAAGAUUAUUUUCGAAGACAUAUUAAAGGACAUAAUUUCGACCAUCAGUCACACAAAAAACGAAUCGAAAAGCUCAGAAAGGGUAAAGUGAAGUGCCCAAUCUGCACCAGAUUCUAUCCGGAUGUGGUCAAACUGAUACGUCACUUGCGCCGAACUCAUCCCCAGAGCAAAAUGAUUAAAGAAGAUCCGGACGCUCCGCCUCAAAUGUACUACCCGUGCAAAUUAUGCGCCAAAGUGUUCCUUGACGAGCGCAGAUUGCAACACCACGAAGAGGCGCAUUUGCGUAAGCCCGAAUUUUUUAAGUGUAAAUUCUGCGGAAAGAAGACCAUUUCUCUGAAAAGCCAUAGAAUCCAUAUUAAAGGACAUUUGACUCAGAAAUACAUAGACGAGCCACUGAAGUGUCAGCAUUGUGAUAAAACGUUCUCUCGCGGUUACGAUCUUCAUUAUCACUUACGUGACUCACAUAACAUCGAAGAAACCUGGAUCGCUGAGAGAAAUAGUCAAAACCUUAAUGGACCUCUUAAAGAACUACAAUGCUCCAUCUGUUUUAAAGUUCUUGCCAGUAAAGGAAACUAUGAAAGACACAUCGACUACCAUAAUUCCCUUCGAUGCAACUACUGCUUCGAUUACUUUAGCACUCUAAGGUUUUUGGAGGGACACUUAGCGUUCAGCUGCGAGAAGAAAAAGCUAAUCGGCGAUACAGAGAUUUACCCAAGAAAGGUUAAAUGUGAAAUUUGUUAUAAGGCAUUCCAUAUACAAGUAAAGUUGGAUUGCCAUUUGCGAACUCAACAUGGAGUAAAAUCUUUCAAGGAGGCAACUGAAAGUAAGAAGGACCUCGUGUGUGACUAUUGCUUUAGAGUUUUCGAGAAUGAGUAUGCAUUGACUAACCAUAAACUUUACCAUAGAACUAUUGGGUAUUUUGGAUGCUUAUACUGUAACAGGAAGUUUAACACCUUGACGGUUUACAGAAAACAUAAAAAUCACCACUUCGCACAACUUAACGUAGAGAAUCCUACAAAGUGCGAGCACUGCGAUAAAACAUUUGUAGCUUUCAGAGAGUUCAUAUACCACAUGCGGGACGAGCACGGCGAUGAUAAGGAGUGGGUCGUAUACCCAAAGGAGUCAAUGGAAGAAAAGUGCAACAUUUGCAACAAAAUGUUUUUUAACUUGCAUCGGCAUCUUUCUUAUCACGAGGAAAAUAGAUGUAAAAAAUGUGGGGAGUACUUUUACUCGCGAACCGAUUUUGAUAAUCACAUUUGUCAUAUCGAUAGUGAAGAUGAGGUCGACGGCAACGUUGAGAAUGAUAUUCGACCAAAAUAUGAGGAAUGCAAAUUUUGUUUUAAACCGAUAACUCAGAAAACUAAAAAGAAACAUGAUCAAUUACAUAAAGGAUCCGGUUCAAUAUCGUGUAGGUUCUGUAUUCUUAAGUUCAAAACCAUUGACGCUUUCAACAUUCACGCGUUUUCUCAUCGAAGUCGAAAGUAUAAGAAACAUCCUAUACGAUGUCGUAUUUGUAAGGAGCAAUUUGUUCAAUAUGGUCCUUUCAUGCGCCACAUGAAGGCUGUACACAAAUCUACUAAGAAGAUGCAUUAUAGAACUACAGUUAAGCCUGAAAAAUGUGAAGUAUGUGGCGAUAAUUUCCCGAAUCUACACAACCACUAUCGAGCUCAUUUGUUAAAUCAGUGUCAGCUAUGUAGCAAAUACUUCACUUCUAGUAAAGUGUUUUCACAACACACGUGCGAUAAAGAAGAUAGUGAUCCUAUGAAAGUGUUUACAAGCGAUGCCAAUCUUCCGUUACUUAUUAAUACCUAUAUUCCAUUGGAUGAAAAAGAUGACGAAAAGUACUAUGGAUAUGGUGAAGACGAAGAUGAAGCAGAUGAUGAAAACGAAUUGCCCCAAAAUGAAGACAGUCAAAACUCAAUAGAUACGGCUGAAAGUUCACUGCACGAGAUGGUACAUGCGCCAAUCAUUUCUGAUGUGCUCUCCUUGUAUGAGAGAAAAGAGGUUAUUAAUGUCGAAGAGGUGGAAAAGAAAGAUGAUAUUUGUAUCGUUGAACUUACGGAUGAAGACUCAGUUGGUUAUCAAGAGAAUCCUUCUUCAGUUAUUACUAUUGAUGACGAUUGA
Molecule: messenger RNA, 4785 nt
Organism: Pieris macdunnoughi
Lineage: Eukaryota; Metazoa; Arthropoda; Insecta; Lepidoptera; Pieridae
Source: the annotation of a GenBank genome assembly